AUGGUACAAACGAGACAACAAGUGAAAAGAGAAGAGGAAAUUGAUCAAGAAUUUCAACGACUAAGUGGUAUUGAAAUCGAACAAACAACUUAUCAACAGAACAACGAACAUAUUGUAUACCGUCCAAUAUCAUUUACGAUGACUGAAAAAUUAAUUAAUACUAUAUUAUCAAACAAUUUGGAUAAACUACCAAAAUUUGGUGGUAAAAGUAAUGAAAAUGUGAACAAAUGGUUGACUGAUAUUACAAAUGAAUUAAAUAUGGUUAAACUUAAUGAUCAACAGAAAUUGUCGGUUAUCCAAACAUUUCUGGUCGAUGAUGCUCGACGUUGGUUUAUUAAUAAUAUGUCUAUGAUGACUGAUUGGUCCACAUUUUCAAUUCAAUUACAAAAAACAUUUUCAUCAAUACUUCAUCAAGAAUUAGCAUUAAAACAGGUUGGUAGCCGUCAACAAGGUUUAAAUGAAACUGUAUUACAUUAUUAUAAUGAAAUGAUGGAAUUAUUUGAUAUGAUUGAUUUAAAUAUGAACGAACAAUACAAAGUCGCAUAUUUAAAAGCAGGUCUCAAAAUAUCAUUAAAGAAAGAAGUGAUGCGACGAGAUCCAAAAACUGCAGCACAAUUUUUGGAAUUAGCGCAAGCAGAAGAAAAAUUAGAUUUAUCAUUAAAUAUCCAAAUGGAUAAUUUACAAUUAUCAAAUUUUGAUUCUCUAGCAGCAAUUAAACCAUCGAUCAAAGUCGAUCCACCACAACAACGAAAACCGUAUCAAUCAUCAUCAAAAUUUAGAUGUUACAGAUUGGGAGCUAAUGAUGGUACAGCUCUCGCUAAUCUACAUCAUCCAUCUUUAAUUUUUAUUUCAACCUGCAUUAAUAACAUGAAGCUUUGUGCUAUGAUUGAUACGGGAGCAACAUCAUCUUUAAUUACAAUGUCCACCAUUACUAAAUUGAAUUAUCAAGAUCGAAUUCAUCCACAAACAGGUGAAAUUACAUUAGGUGAUUCAAAAACUAAAAUAAUUCAGUAUGGAUGGAUUUGUUUAAAUUUAAAAAUAAAAAAUUUAAACUGUCAAAUAAGAGCUAUAAUUGUUGAUUGUUUAUCAACUAAUUUUAUUUUAGGAAUGGACUUUUUAAGAAAAUAUAAGAUAGAAAUAAAAACUAUGCAGCAGUGUCUUAUUAUUCAUCAUCAACACCAACAAUUGUAUGUUAAAUUUGAGAAAUCGAAUUCCGUUAGGUUAGCUCAACAAUGUACAAUUUUGCCCAGAUGUAAAGCUGUCGUUAAUGCUGUAGUAUCGAAUAUUAUACAUUCAAAUAAAAUGUUACUGAACGUUAUUAAUGAAAAAACUCAACAAUAUAAAAGAAUUCGACUUUGUGAUGGACUUGUAAAUGUUAAAAAUAAUAAUCUUCAAUUGACAAUUUAUAAUCCAACAACAAGAAUCGUAACAUUACCAAAAUCAAUGCUUCUCGGUACAGUUGAUCAUCUAACCCCAAAUGUAUAUUGUUCAACAUUAUCUUCAAAUUCAACAAUACAACAUAUUGAUUUAACACAUGAAACAGAAAAGAAGUCGAUAGAAGUAGCUGAUAUUAUUACUGCAUUAACUCAACACCUUCAAGCUAAUCAACUAUAUUAUCAACAGGUACGAGAUCUUUUACAAAAUCAUAGCAUCUUAUUUGAUACAUCUAAACCAAGAACAAUCAAAACGACUGUCCAUCAUGUUAUUAACACAGGAAAUCAUUCUCCAGUUAAUGCUAAGCCAUACUUCAAGACAAUUGAACAACGAAAAAAUGCUCAACAAGAAAUAGAUAAAAUGCUUAAAGCUGGUAUUAUUAUUCCAUCACAUUCUCCCUGGUCUUCACCUGUAGUAUUGUUGAAAAAACCAAAUGGAGAAUUUAGAUUUAUCAUUGAUUAUAGAAAGCUGAAUUCCAUCACUAAAAAGGAUUCUUAUCCGCAACCUACAGUUGAAGAACUUAUUCAAAGAUUAGGUGGUCAUUCAUGGUUUACAAAGUUGGAUUUGAAAAGUGGUUAUUAUCAAAUUCCGAUUCAUCAGGCGGAUAAGGAGAAGACUGCUUUUGUAACUCAAGAUGGUUUAUAUCAAUUUGAAGUACUUCCAAUGGGACUUAUGAAUGCUCCCCCUACAUUUCAGCGCAUUAUGAAUAAUAUUAUUGGAUAUAAACGAUGGGAUUAUAUUUUGGUGUAUCUUGAUGAUAUAUUAGUCUUUUCAAAAUCGUUUGAUAAUCAUAUAAAACACCUUCAAGAAUUAUUUGACAUUUUAGCUGAGCAUCAAUUUACCUUAAAUCCAAGUAAAUGCUCAAUAGCAAAACAAUCCAUUGAAUUUUUAAGUCAUACUAUUACAAAAGAUUCAAUUAUUCCAUCUAAAGAACGUAUUCAAGCUAUACUUGAUAUACCACAACCAACAUCUUUAGCUCAGGCAAAUAAAUUUAUUGGAAAAAUAGGCUGGUAUAGGAAAUUUAUUCCUAAUUUCGCGCAAAUAGCAGCGCCGAUACACAAGGUGACAAACAAAACACGAAAUAAGAAACAAGAAUUUUAUUGGUCCGAAGAUCAAAUUCAAUCAGCAAAUAAGUUGAAGCAAAUUUUAACUGAAGAACCAUUAGUUUUAAAAUAUCCUCAUCCAACUGCUCCUUUCAUAUUAUCCACUGAUGCUUCCGAAUAUGCUAUUGGUGGAACAUUAAAACAAAAUAUUAAUGGACAAAUUCAUUACAAUUAUUAUUUAUCUAGACUAUUAACAACAACGGAAAGAAAAUAUCCGACUAUUGAUCGUGAAGCAUUGGCUAUAUUUUGGUGUAUGGAGAAAUUGCAACAGUAUUUAGGUGGUAGAGAUGUUACAAUUAUAUCAGAUCAUAAACCAUUAGAACAAUUUCAUAAGAAAACUAAAUUAAAUAGUAAACGAAUCGACCAGUGGUUACUUAAACAUCAGGAAAUAAUUCCACAAAUAACUGCUGUUAUAUAUCGAAAAGGCCGUAAUCAUGGUGAUGCAGAUGCUAUGUCAAGACCUGAUAUUGAUGAUCACCAAAAUUUAUUAAAUGCUACCACACGAUCCAUGACAAGAAGGAACCAACACCAAUCACCAAAUAAUGAUUCUAUUAAAUCGACAUCACUAAAUGAUGAGAAACAAUUCAUAUCAUUACCCAUGACAUUUAAUUUUAGUUUAGAACGCAUUAGUCACGAACAAAAACAUGAUCCUGAAAUAAGUCUUCUUAGGCAACAGAUUUUACACAAACUUGGCGCCAAUAAAAAUUAUGUUCUGGAAAACGACGUGUUAUACAAACUUAUACAACUACCACAUACAUAUACAAAAACUAAAGUCGUUUAUAUUCCAUUAACAAUGCGUGAGGAGGUAAUUCGAUGCUAUCAUGAUCAUCCAACAGCUGCUCAUUUUGGUGUCACCAGAACUUGGUCUAAAAUACGAACAACGUGUUAUUGGUCUUGCAUGAAAAAAUCUAUUGAAGAUUAUAUUAAAUCAUGUGAAAAAUGUGCUAAAUUUAAUAUUCGUAGAAUAGCACCGCCAGGCCAUCUACAUUCGAUUGAAUAUCCACAAGGUCCGUUAGAAUUAGUUUCUAUGGACUUUUGGGGUCCAACACCACAGUUCUCAGCUAAUGGUAAUAAGUAUGUCCUUGUUAUAACGGAUUAUUAUACUAGAUAUGUUGUCGCAUGUCCAUUACCUAAUAAUACAGCAACCUCAACAGCUAAAUCUUUUGUAGAACAAUUCAUAUUUAAAUUUGGUAUACCUCGACGACUCAUUACUGACCAAGGUGUUCAUUUCAAUAAUGAAUUAAUAAAAAAUUUAACAGCAUUAUUAGGAACUCAUCAUAUACAAACUAGUGCAUAUCAUCCACAAGCUAAUGGAUUAGUGGAGCGAUUUAAUGCAACUUUUCAUCCUCAAUUAUCAAAAUUAUACGAUACAGAAUUAAACAAUUGGGAUGAUUAUUUAGCUCCUGUCAUUUAUGCUUAUAAUACAGGAAUACAAAGUACAAUUGGAUAUAGUCCUUUUCAAUUAAUGUUUGGAAGACACCCCAUACUACCUCUUAAUCAUACACCGUCCACGUUUACAUUCGCUCGACCAUACGAUUAUUGGAUUAAAUUACUUAAAUGUAUGAAAAUUUAUCGUCAUGUUGCUACUCAAAAAACACUAUUUCAUCAACAACAAUCGAAACAACGUUUCGACCGAAAUCGUCAAGAUCCACAAUUUGAAAUUAAUGACUUGGUUUUUUGUAAAGUACCUGGUCAUCGUGCAAAAUUUGAAGAGCGAUUUUCUGGUCCUUAUACGAUCAUUAAUAAACAACACCCAUCAUAUACAAUCCAAAAUACUCAUUCUUUAAUAUCUAAACGGGUACAUAUCGAAUUGUAUGCAUAUUUAUUUACAACUCUAGGCGAAACAUGUGUAAUAUUUGGCGCUGGUCCAAUUGGUCUACUAUGUCUUCAAGCUGCAAUGGCUGCCGGUGCUGCUCGUACCGUUGUUGUAGACAUUGCCGAGAAACGUCUUGAGAAAGCACGUGAACUAGGUGCUACAUUAAUUAUCAAUGGUAAGGAGGAAAAUAUUUCGCAACAGAUUAAAACCUUUACUGGUGGUCUUGGUGCCGAUGUUUAUCUUGAUGCAGCCGGUGUACAAUCAACAUUUACAACGGGUAUCGCAUCUUUGAGAAACGGUGGUAGAGCUAUAUUGGUUGCAAUAUUUGGAAAACCAGUGGCAUUGGAUGCUAUGGAUCUUGUCAUGCGUGAAAUAACUAUCAAGGGAAUUGUUUGCUAUCGACAUAUAUUUCCAGAGGUAAUUAAACUUAUUGAUAGUAAACAAAUGGAUGUUGAACGGCUCAUUACAAGAAAAAUCAAGUUGAAUGAUAUUGUCAAAGAUGGAUUUGAAGCUUUAGUAUCUGAUCCUUCGGAAAUUAAAAUUUUAAUUGAUAUUGGUUCUAAUUAA
Molecule: messenger RNA, 4920 nt
Organism: Rotaria sp. Silwood1
Lineage: Eukaryota; Metazoa; Rotifera; Eurotatoria; Philodinida; Philodinidae
Source: the annotation of a GenBank genome assembly